This is a messenger RNA of Sinocyclocheilus anshuiensis, 1623 nucleotides long. Its product is annotated as synaptotagmin-17. Gene Ontology annotation, molecular function: phosphatidylserine binding; clathrin binding; SNARE binding. Bases 38 to 1468 code for a protein of 476 amino acids. The record is from RefSeq and is a predicted model, not a curated record. The transcript has 5 exons. Gene Ontology annotation, cellular component: exocytic vesicle; plasma membrane; axon. Gene Ontology annotation, biological process: calcium ion-regulated exocytosis of neurotransmitter; vesicle fusion. NCBI's taxonomy places the organism in Eukaryota, Metazoa, Chordata, Actinopteri, Cypriniformes, Cyprinidae.
UGAGGAGUUAGCAGCACUGCUGUCAGUCUUUGGGAAUAUGCAGGUAGAACUUGAAGUGCAUCUCCAAAUCUUAUUGGCUGUUGGCUUGGCCGUUCUCUGUUUCUGCCUGGUGAUUGGCUGCAUCGCCUGCCGUUGGCUUCAUAAGUCCCGCCUCACAGAUGAUAAGGAGGCAGGGCUUUCCUUACCCCCUCUACCUGCAGAUCAUGUGACUGUGACUCUAAGCCCCUCCCCUUCCAUCAACACUCUGCCAAUCAAACAGCAGUAUGAGGAGCUGGACGGAGACGUGCUGGACUAUCCCUCAUUUAACAGCAGCUCGACGCCGUCAGAAGACGAUCUUUCUUUACCAUCUUAUCCUCACAAGUCUCGUUUCAAUCUACGGCGGCUCAGCUCCCCCGCCGUUCCCUACAAACCCUCUAAACCUGUCCGUGGUCGUUCCUCGCUCCCGACCAUUCCUAAGCUCGGCCUGGUUGGGAAGUCGUGCCGGGCGGUUGAUCACAAAAGCAGUGACAACGUUUCGUUUUCAGAAAGGAGCAGGCUGAACGCCGACAGCGGCCAACAUUACGGCUCCGGCUCUCAAAAACCCACACCUUCCCUUCACUUCACCCUUCUGUUCUCACCAGCUGAGGGCAAACUCACCAUCACCGUUCUGGGUCUCUACCGGGGCUCUAGGAAACUGAGCAGGACUACGGUUAGGGCCUGUCUGCCUCCGCUCUGCCCCACGCCGCUUCAGGGCGGCCCGACGCGCAGACACAGCCUCGGUCCGGAGGCUCCAGCACAGGUGUUCCAGCUGCAGGUGAGGUCGGCAGAGGAGCUUCAGCACUGCACGCUCAGGCUGACCGUGUCCAGCAGGGAUUUCUCAGGUCUGAGGGAGACGGCUGUGGGUGAACUCGAACUGGCAUGUGCUGAAAUCCACUGGGAACCCGACUGCACCGUCACCUUUAAUCGUCAACUCAACCCUGUGAGGAGGAGGCUGAGGAAGAGUCAGAGUUCCCAGGAUGCAGUGGGGGACGUCGGGGCUUCUGCUUGUCCGGUGCGCUUUCUGGGUCAGAUCCUGAUUCUGCUGCAGUAUCAGACGCUGGCGCAUCGCAUGAAGGUGAUGGUGAGGAAAGCUGAGAACCUCCCCAAACUCACCAGGAUGCCUGGCACUCCAGAUCACUAUGUCAUCAUCAACCUGCGUCAGGAGGGUAAAGUCAUCAGCACUAAGGAGACGAAGGGUGCCAGUGGAGCGAACGCGGUUUGGAACGCACCGUUUCUGUUUGACCUGCCGGCAGGUGAUAUCAGCGGGCUGCCGCUGCUCCUGGAGCUCCUCGUGAUGCAGGGAAGGCUGUACACGAAGAGUUGCAUUCUGGGUCGUGUUCUGAUUGGCUGCGGAGGUUCUGAAGCGGGAAACCAGCACUGGAGUGAGAUGUGCAGCAGGCCGCAGGUGGAGACGGCAUGCUGGCACGAGCUCCAACCAAACUCCUUAUAGGCCAGCAAAGUUUGAUUGACAUGCCCCCGAGCCAAUCGAAUCGCUCACUGUUACACUUCUCGUUUCUUUAUGGAUUUUGGGAUGGAACUGCGGAACCUGGUUUAAGGAGACUUGAGGAAAGUUUGUGUUGAAUUCUAAUAAUAUCUCUAAUGUAC